Molecule: messenger RNA, 2221 nt
Organism: Perkinsus marinus ATCC 50983
Lineage: Eukaryota; Perkinsozoa; Perkinsida; Perkinsidae
Exons: 2
Coding region: 1-1947 (648 amino acids)
Molecular function (GO): acid phosphatase activity
Source: RefSeq, a predicted model, not a curated record
AUGGUUUUUGGCAAGUUCUUUGGUCUACAGGGACAGCAGUAUUCCUAUCGUGGUUUCUACACUUUACUCUGUGCCUCUUACAUUGUUUACCCCGAGUUCCCAGCAAAGGGUAGGAGUAAGAAGACCGAAUGGCUGUGGCUCGUCGGUAUCGUUGUGGUCAACUUUAUUCUGGCUCUGCUACUUAUUGGCCUUUUCGUCAUCUUUGGCGCUUUCACAUUUGGUGACUAUUAUGGUUGGAUAUAUUUCGCUUGUAUGCCAGCCUUAUAUCUGUGCUUUCUGGUAAGCGUCUUUUUCCUCCGACGGUCCAUCUGCUACGACUGGGCUUUCGGUUUCUUGAUAUAUACUGCUGCUUUUCAAGCAUGGUUCCUCAUCCAGAUUCCUACAAUGUUCAACUACGUUUACCAGUACUUGACUUGGUUGGUUGGUAUAGGAGCGUCGCUGCCACUUAUGGCUGCCGUAUGGCAUAGUUUCUGCGGAUAUUGGUCGACUAAAACGCUGAUCAAGAAAUGGUGGUUUUGGCUUGCCGAGGUCUUCACUCUGGCGUUUGGAAUUUUCAUCACCUACUGUGUAGCGGGCACAUGUAUUGCGCCGUAUAACCCUAUGGAGAACGGUUGGUGGAUCCAGAUGGAGCAGUCUAUAUUUUGGUCCUCGAGAUUGUUCCGUAGCUUCACUUCGAGUGCUCAGUUCUGUCCUCCCGAUCAGCUUGAGCCCUGCCAUGUGUUCCUCACGCCAGCUCAGAAUUUGACUGACAGCAUGUUUGUCAAUGUGCACAUGGGUUCUAAUACUCGGUCCGUUAAAGUUCAUUACAAUAUGAAAGGUGGUCCUCAGAUUGGUGUUAUCGACGCUGAUGAAUUUGAGGUUCCUAUGUUGGAUUUCAGAGAUCAGCGAAAUGUUUAUGCGGCGUUCCUACCAAAUUUGACUCCAGGAGGUGUGGUUGAAUUCACACUCGAGUCGGACAGGAAACACUUUGAUGAGGUUUAUCGCUUCCGGACGGCAAACUUGACCGGCACUGUGCAUUUCACUGAUGGUGGUGAUGCUGGUACUUCGACCUAUGUGCAGGAGGUCAAUUCUCAUGUAGGAGAGUAUGAUCCUCUCUUCGCUGUGGACGCCGGUGAUGUUGCUUAUGAUAACGGUCUGUUUACUUGUGCCUGUGUUUGGGAUAGUUUCCUUACUAAUUACGAGACGAUCAAGACCAGUGAUGGUUAUAUGGUGCCGCUGAUUGUUACGACUGGCAAUCACGAUGUUGGGGCGAAUCACCACAACAAGGGAGCUAUUGCGGGCUUUAUGGACCCGAAGCAGUGCAAUGAUCACUCGCUAUAUAAUGCCCGGCCUCCGAUCUUCGCAUACUUCCCAUUCGAGGCUGUGAAUGGUCAUGCGAAACCUGUGUGUGAGCGAAACCCAAAUCAUGUUCACUAUGCUGGAAAGGCCUUGACGUAUUGGGCACUCGACUCACUGUAUGGAACUGAUGAUCCAAUGGUCGCUGCCAAUUUCGUCAGCGAGAGAAUGGGAAACUACACUGACGUUGUUAAUCAUGUUGCUGGUUAUCAUGUUCCUAUGUAUCCCAAUGAUGGAGGCACCGUUGAUACACCUUUGACUCAACCUAUGAGGGACUAUUGGCCUCAGAUGAUAUUCGACAAGUACCACUUCAAGGUCUGCUUCGGUCAUCAUGCGCAUGUCCUAAAACGAACAAUGCCGAUGACUAAUAACUCGGUCGCCGAGGGCGGUGUUCUCUACGUUGGUGACGGAAAGUGGGGCACCACUGGUGCAUUAUUACCAACGAUGGAUGGUCUGGUGUUUGGUCCGCCGUUUGUCACUUCCGGUAUCGACUACCAUGUAUGGCAUGGCACUGCUGAGGAUGAUGGUCAUUUGAAAGUUAUUGCGGUGGAUCGGUUUGGCAAAGUUGUUGAUUCGACCGACAACUAUGAGACUGGCCAGUGGCCGAUGUAGUUUUCUAUUUGUCCCAAUACGGUUCAUAAAAGCUCCGUAAGGUGGUCUACAUAAUUAUGCAUAUGCUAAGUCUAUGCUACAUACAGUUGCUCUUGCAACUUGGGCGGGUUGCGUUUCGCCUUGAACCCGUCUACUGCACCUCUACGGAAGCUCUGUUUACUAUCGCUUGAAUUCUUGACUUCUCGGUUUUCGUCACCGUUCGUGUUGACCCGUAGAAAUUCGGUUGUUAUAUUAUUUUACCCAUAGUUCCUAAUGUAUUCCUCAUAAAUGUAUG